GGCUAAUGUAACAGUUUGCAAACCGAGGGGAGUUGUGAAGGGCGCGGGCUUGAGGGGUGCUCUGCCAGCCUCGUGGGUCCAUCCGCCAGUGCGUCUGUCCCAGAGCUGGGGCCAUAGGAGCGGAGGCAGAAGGGACGCAAUGGCAGCCAUGGUCAGGAGGCAGAGGCCGAGGAGGCUAGCCUGUUGGGCCUUGAUGGCUGUGCUCUUGGCAGACCUGCUGGCGCUGAGUGACACACUGGCAGUGAUGUCCGUGGACCUGGGCAGCGAGUCCAUGAAGGUGGCCAUUGUCAAACCUGGAGUGCCUAUGGAGAUUGUCUUGAACAAGGAAUCCCGGAGGAAAACCCCAGUGACUGUGACCCUGAAAGAGAAUGAAAGAUUCUUUGGAGACAGUGCAGCAAGCAUGGCCAUCAAGAAUCCAAAGGCUACACUGCGUUACUUCCAGCAUCUCCUGGGGAAGCAGGAGAAUAACCCCCAUGUGGCUCUUUACAGAGCCCGUUUCCCAGAGCACGAGCUAGGCUUCGACCCACAGAGGCAGACUGUGUACUUCCAAAUCAGCCCGCAGCUGCAGUUCUCACCUGAGGAGGUCCUCAGCAUGCUUCUCAAUUACUCGCGUUCUCUGGCUGAAGACUUUGCAGAGCAGUCCAUCAAGGAUGCAGUGAUCACCGUGCCAGCCUUCUUCAAUCAGGCAGAGCGCCGAGCUGUGCUGCAGGCUGCGCGCAUGGCUGGCCUCAAGGUGCUGCAGCUCAUCAAUGACAACACCGCCACCGCCCUCAGCUACGGUGUCUUCCGCAGGAAAGAUAUCAACACCACAGCCCAGAACAUCAUGUUCUACGAUAUGGGCGCGGGCAGCACCGUGUGCACCAUCGUGACCUACCAGACAGUGAAGACGAAGGACUCGGGGGUGCAGCCACAGCUGCAGAUCCGGGGAGUGGGGUUUGACCGCACCCUGGGGGGCCUGGAGAUGGAGCUCCGGCUGCGUGAGCACCUGGCCAGACUUUUCAACGAGCAGCGCAAGGGCCAGAGAGCGAAGGAUGUGCGGGAGAAUCCCCGUGCCAUGGCCAAGCUGCUGCGUGAGGCCAAUCGACUCAAGACUGUCCUGAGCGCCAACGCAGACCACAUGGCACAGAUUGAGGGUCUGAUGGAUGAUGUGGAUUUCAAGGCGAAGGUGACUCGAGCGGAGUUUGAGGACUUGUGUGCAGACUUAUUUGAGCGGGUGCCGGGGCCGGUGCAGCAGGCCCUCCAGAGUGCGGAGAUGAAACUGGAUGAGAUUGAGCAGGUGAUCCUGGUGGGUGGGGCCACUCGGGUCCCUAAAGUCCAGGAGGUGCUGCUGAAGGCUGUGGGCAAGGAGGAACUUGGGAAGAACAUCAAUGCUGACGAAGCCGCUGCCAUGGGGGCCGUGUACCAGGCGGCCGCGCUCAGCAAAGCCUUCAAGGUGAAGCCGUUUGUCGUCCGAGACGCCGUGAUCUACCCCAUCCUGGUGGAGUUCACCAGGGAGGUAGAGGAGGAGCCUGGGGUUCACAGCCUGAAGCACAAUAAGCGCAUCCUCUUCUCCCGGAUGGGGCCCUACCCUCAACGCAAAGUCAUCACCUUUAACCGCUACAGCCACGACUUCAACUUCCACAUCAACUAUGGUGACCUGGGCUUCCUGGGGCCUGAGGAUCUUCGGGUAUUUGGCUCCCAGAAUCUGACCACGGUGAAGCUCAAAGGUGUGGGUGAGAGCUUCAGGAAGUAUCCCGACUACGAGUCCAAGGGCAUCAAGGCUCACUUCAACCUGGAUGAGAGCGGCGUGCUCAGCUUAGACAGGGUGGAGUCUGUAUUUGAGACUCUGGUGGAGGACAGCCCAGAAGAGGAAUCUACUCUGACCAAACUUGGCAACACCAUCUCUAGUCUGUUUGGAGGUGGCGCCACACCAGACGCUAAAGAGAACGGUACUGACAGUGUCCAGGAGGAGGAGGAAGGCCCUGCUGAGGGAAGCAAGGAUGAGCCUGGAGAGCAGGCAGAGCUCAAGGAGGAAGCAGACAGCCCGACAGAGGAUGCCUCCCCGACCCCACCCCCUGAGCCUAAGGGGUCUGCAGCCCCUGAGGGAGAAAAGACCGCAGAGAAAGACAAUGGGGAAAAGCCUGAGGCCCAGAAGCCAAGUGACAAGGGGGAGGCCGGGUCUGAGAGUGUCCCUCCAGCCCCAGAGGAAGAAAAGAAGCAGAAGCCAGCCCGGAAGCAGAGAAUGGUGGAGGAGAUCGGGGUGGAGCUGGUCGUCCUGGACCUGCCCGACUUGCCCGAGGACGAGCUGGCCCGCUCAGCCCAGAAACUCCAGGACCUGACACUCCGGGACCUAGAGAAGCAGGAACGGGAGAAAGCGGCCAACAGCUUAGAAGCAUUCAUCUUCGAGACCCAGGACAAGCUGUACCAGCCCGAGUACCAGGAAGUGUCCACUGAGGAGCAGCGUGAGGACAUCUCUGGGAAACUCAGCGCCACGUCCAGCUGGCUGGAGGAUGAGGGCUUUGGGGCCACCACAGCGAUGUUGAAGGAGAAACUAGCUGAGCUGAGGAAGCUGUGCCAAGGGUUGUUCUUUCGGGUGGAAGAGCGCAAGAAGUGGCCUGAACGGCUGUCUGCCCUCGACAGUCUCCUCAACCAUUCCAGCAUGUUCCUCAAGGGGGCCCGGCUUAUUCCAGAGAUGGACCAGAUCUUCACUGAGGUGGAGAUGACAACGUUAGAGAAAGUCAUCAAUGAGACCUGGGCCUGGAAGAAUGCAACCAUGGCCGAACAGGCCAAGCUCCCCGCCACAGAGAAGCCCGUGUUGCUCUCCAAAGACAUCGAGGCCAAGAUGAUGGCUCUGGACCGCGAGGUGCAGUAUCUGCUCAAUAAGGCCAAGUUUGCCAAGCCCCGCCCCCGACCCAAGGACAAGAAUGGCACCCGGGCAGAGCCUCCCCUCAACGCCAGUGCCAGUGACCAGGGGGACAAGGUCAUCCCUCCACCAGGCCAGACUGAAGAUGCAAAACCCAUUUCCGAGCCUGAGAAAGAGACACAAGCAGGUUCUGAACCGGCAGGCUCUGAACCUCUGGAGUUAGGAGGUCCCGGAGCAGAAUCGGAACAGAAGGAGCAGCCGACAGAACAGAAGCGAACUUUGAAGAACGAUGAACUAUAACCCCCGCCUCCCAGUUCCCCCCUCGUCCGCCCCCUUCUCCUGCCACCACCUCUAUUUAUUAAACACCAAGGGCUGGGGGAGGGGUCGGUCCUGCCCUCAGAGGCCUGAGUUCCUCUUCUCACCUGUGAUCGGAGAUGUGGAGAAGGGGACGGGAAGACCAGCUCACCAGUUCCUUCCAGAGUAGUUCUGUGGUUAAAACUGAAAUUGUUCUGUUCCCAAUCCCACCCCCUGGUUCCCUGCCCAUCCAGGCCCUCAUUUGGGAAAAAUCACUAGUAUGUCUUAAUUCUUUGCCUGUGGGUAGGCGAGAGAAUGGCCAUUUGUGGCUGCUAGGCCUGGUAGAGGAAAGGGUGUCCUGGGGUAUUAGAGGGUCUCUGGUCUUCUCUGGUCCUCUUCCUUCCUCCCUCCCUCUCCCACCUCGAGACUGAUGCCACACGGGCCAGUGUCUGCAGAGCCUUGGUCACCAGGUUUGUUUCUGAGUGCUUGUGCUCUUGCCUCGUCUGAGAUCUUUCCCUAAAGACCCCCAUCCCCAUGCCUCCUCUCCCUAGUUAGUCUCCUUGGCUUUCUGCACGUUGGGCAGUCCUCUGCCUCUUGCUCAGAGCCCUUCAUCUGGACUGAAGUCUUAUCUAGAUGGACUCCCACCCACACGUACCACCCCCAGCGGCCAGAGUUGGCAGGGAGAAAGUGAAGAAGGAAAUCCAGCUGCCUCUCCAGGAAGUGAGAUGUGUGAAAACCCUGUGGCUCCCCCACCUGUGGACUCUUGGGCCUAGGAAAGCCAUGUGGAGUGGCUGGCACAGGAUGCCAGCGUCCGGCAGGCGCUCAAAAUCUGCAUCUUCCCAGGAGCCUGGUACUCCGUGUCCCUUUGAUUUCCUGCCCCUUUUCUCCCCGACUGUGUGGCACCCCUAGACAGCCUUUCCCUCACCCUUGGCCCCCUGGGCUGACCAAAAUGUGCUUUCUACUGUGAGCCCCUAUCCUGAGGCCCUGGGGGGCAGGAGACACCAUGGCGUGAAUGUAACAAAGCCACCUCGCUCUCUUAGAGGCAGACCUUGCGGCGGAAUGAAGAGGGUACACGCUGGCCUUUUGUGUGCUGCCCUGCGGGGAUGGGGGCCCUUUACCUGCCACGCAGAUAUUGGGCAGCUUCCUCUCCUGGAUCCCAUCUGUAGCAGGAGUCAGGGCUGCCACCCCAGCUCCCAGGGCAAGAGGGAGCCUGGUUUUGUCUUGUCCUUUUUUUCCUUUUUUUUGCCACAUUGGCAGAAAUGAGACCUAAGGGUCCUACCCCGUCCUGUAUGUUUUGAGUUGUUUCACUUGCAGUUAAGGCUGGUUGGACAGGUUUGAGUCAAAUUGUACUUUGUUCCAUUGUUAAUUGAGAAACUGUUUCAAUAAAAUAUUCUUUUCUACA
Molecule: messenger RNA, 4538 nt
Organism: Phacochoerus africanus (Common warthog)
Lineage: Eukaryota; Metazoa; Chordata; Mammalia; Artiodactyla; Suidae
Gene: HYOU1
Product: hypoxia up-regulated 1
Exons: 26
Coding region: 140-3142 (1000 amino acids)
Biological process (GO): negative regulation of hypoxia-induced intrinsic apoptotic signaling pathway; cellular response to hypoxia; endoplasmic reticulum unfolded protein response
Cellular component (GO): endoplasmic reticulum chaperone complex
Molecular function (GO): ATP-dependent protein folding chaperone; ATP binding
Source: RefSeq, a predicted model, not a curated record